GGCUCCUGGGACUCGCCGAGCAGGAUCAAGAUGACCACAGCCACCCCUUUGGGCGGUACCACCUUCUUCUCAUUGAACGUGACCACCAGAGAAGAUGACUUUCUGUACAAGAGUUCUGGAGCCAUCGUUGCUGCCAUUGUGGUGGUGGUCAUCAUCAUCUUCACCGUGGUUCUGAUCUUGCUGAAGGUGUACAACAGGAAAAUGAGGGCAAGGCGGGAGCUGGAGCCCAAGGGCCCCAAGCCAGUCUCCCCUUAUGCCCAAGGCCCAAACAGCAGCAGCAGCCAACACCCUGCAAGUGUGACCUUCAGCCCUCCUGACGUCCACGUGGAGACUCGGUGA
This is a messenger RNA of Eptesicus fuscus (big brown bat), 339 nucleotides long. It is a transcript of the gene NCMAP, whose product is annotated as non-compact myelin associated protein. The record is from RefSeq and is a predicted model, not a curated record. Gene Ontology annotation, cellular component: paranode region of axon; plasma membrane; Schmidt-Lanterman incisure. The transcript has 4 exons. Bases 31 to 339 code for a protein of 102 amino acids. NCBI's taxonomy places the organism in Eukaryota, Metazoa, Chordata, Mammalia, Chiroptera, Vespertilionidae. Gene Ontology annotation, molecular function: structural constituent of myelin sheath. Gene Ontology annotation, biological process: regulation of myelination; peripheral nervous system myelin formation.